Molecule: messenger RNA, 768 nt
Organism: Paramecium sonneborni
Lineage: Eukaryota; Ciliophora; Oligohymenophorea; Peniculida; Parameciidae
Source: the annotation of a GenBank genome assembly
AUGAUUAGAAAAAAACUUGAAAUAUUAAGACGAGAAAGAACUAAAAAAAUGUAAAAUCUUUUACCUGCUAUUGUUGCAGAUAGAAUGGCACCUUCAUUCUUUUAUUAUAUGUUUGAGCCUUAUGUUGACUUUUAGAAAAUUGCUAAAUCAGAUACAAAUUAAGUGUAACUUUCCACUCCAGAAACAGCCAUUGCUAAAGGCAGAAGACAUGCAGUAUAAGCAGCUAGAAAAUCAAAAGCAUUAUAAAUGAUGGGCAAUCAAUUAAAACUCACUGUAGAUGAAUAAGUUGAAUCAUUUGCAAUACCAGAAGAAAAAGGCAAUCCAAUUAAAUUUGAACCAUAUUCUCUUUAAAGGGCUGCUCUUUAUGACAAAGGGUGUAUCACAUGUGGUGGUCCAAAUAUUAAUGUUACUUAUCAUGGAGAAAGACAUAUCUGUUUAAAAUGCAGAGAUCAUAUCACAACUCUUGAUGGAGAUCCUGUUGUUAUAUUCUAAGAUGAUGAUGGAGAAGUAUGUGUUGUUGGAAUCUCAGAUAAAAAAAAACUCUAUCUUGUAUAACUUGAUGAACUCAAAAUAAAUGGUUAUCGAUGUUAUGUUACAUUUAGCAAUGAAAAUGAAAUUAUUUGCUUGCUACAUGAUUCUUUAAAUGAUAAAUCAAAAAAGUAGUUUCUUUCUUCCACAGCUUUAUGGUAAGCUGAAAAAGAAGAUUAAAUUACUAAAACUAAAGGCAAAAACUUUCUCAUUCUUAAUAAACAGCGUUUCCAAAAAUGA